Molecule: messenger RNA, 1764 nt
Organism: Phytophthora nicotianae INRA-310
Lineage: Eukaryota; Oomycota; Peronosporomycetes; Peronosporales; Peronosporaceae
Exons: 1
Coding region: 1-1764 (587 amino acids)
Source: RefSeq, a predicted model, not a curated record
AUGCUCUCGGAGCAAAUUAAACAGCAAGAAACUACCAACAAUCGCACUGCUGGAUCCGAUGAGCGGGUGCCAAUUCGUCCAAAGAAGUCGUUCAUUACAGAAGUGGAGCGUUUGAAGCGGUUAUCAGUAAAUGCCAACAUAGAGAAACUUGCCGACACUCGUCCUGCUGAGGGGGCCACUGAAGUGUUCCAACUUAUCGAUAAAAUGGCGGAAAAACAGCAACGAAGUAAACGUAUCCGGGCGAUGAUGCAGAGGGCAGCUCACAAGACCAUUCUCGUCGUAAGGACCAAGAAUUCGAUCCAAGCCGCAGAGAUCGUGAGUGUUCGUUUCAAUCCACACAAAGUCACCGAAGUGCCACGUAGCGUACAGCUGGAACAAAUUCGUAUCAAAGUUCUGCGUCAUACUCGAUUCUCUUCGGCCAAACGGCGGUCUCAGUUUGAGAAGAUUUUCUCUGAGGCUCAGGAAAUCGACGCACUGCUUAAAGACAUGUUCUGGUACGUCACAGCCCAUUGUUUCCAACCAGAUAGACAGCCCAAGCUUGAAGCUAGUUUUUACCAGCGGAUUGCAGAUAGCUUCACGUCGCUAUUUGUUCGUCUGCAAAUGAAGCCUUCAAGUCGAGACGUGGGGUUCUUUGAUCAGCUUCCAGAUGUGGUGGCGCAAAUACUGUUCGUCGCUCUCUACGAGGCCUUCCCACGCUCACGUAAGCUCAUUUCUAGUGACGAGAUACGCCAUGAAAUUCUACGUACGUGUUACUGCUGGAUCCUCGGCUUCGUACCAGCAGAUCUCAAGUAUGACCACUGGGUAGCAGUAGACGAAGAAUCCCCAAAGCGGAUUGCAGCCCUCGCAGACUUCCCAGCUAUGCGCAACCGGAUAAUAAGAGCGGAACGUGUAGAACGCACCAGACAAGCGGUCAAAACAUGGCAUGAAGACCAAGAUGACGAAGACGAAGAGACUGAGCACCAAUUAAUCGGUGAGCAGGAGGUAACUGAAUCAAGUGCGAAGCUUCUACCCAGUCUUGGGCACCAGAAACCUCGACGAAACUCUGCAUUCUCGAUCUCUCCUCCCAAAAAUCGUCCUCGUCCAUUAAGUGGCAAUGGCAAAUGUGGUGACAAUGCGAAGUUAGCAGCUCACCUUGAAACUCGAGAGCGAUACACUUACGAAAUGUGUAACUCACCGUUGAUCGGCGCUUUCCUCGCACGACACAAACUGGAGAAUAACACACCUCAUUUGCGCGUGCAAAUGCGACUAACUAGCGGUAAACAGCGUGAUCUAAAUGAUCAAGAAGCGUUUCGUGCUGCGACUGGAGUCGUUCCAGCACGUCGACGUCGUCUAGUGGAUCCAACAGCAUUCGGAGAUGCGCUAGUGGAGCUAGAAACGUUUGGAAACACAGUUCGAACUGCUUUUUCAAGGGAGAAGGAACAGGCUCGAAGUCUUGAUUCACGCGAAAGGAAGAGGCUUGUUGGAGAGCAACGUGCACUUGAAACGCAGUUGAGUGAACUGCGACAAAGUGGAGAGCGAAUGCACGAGUUCAGUAACCAAAUCGUGAGUAAAUCGCACAUUGAUACAUUCUUGAGACCGCCAUCACGAGGAGCUUUAUCGACGACGGCAGCAACCGAGUUGGUAUCACCUGGAAGUGCUGGGUCUACUCGUCCUUUCACUCCACGUCCACCUCCGAGUCGAGCUGGGAGCUUUAAAGCGACAGGUACAGCUCGAACUCAAGUACAAGGAGGAUCAACCCGAACAAUAGGCAGCAACAGGAGUUAA